AUGUGCGGAAUUUGGGCAAUUGUCGGCGAAGAGCCGGCGCCACACUAUCAAGACGCAUUCAUGAAGAUCGUCGGCCGCGGGCCUGAUCUCACCAUCCUCGAGGAAGUCCAACCCGACGUCCAUCUCGGCUUCCAUCGUCUCGCCAUCGUCAUGCCCGGAGACACGCCAAGUGCUCAGCCAAUCGUUGGAGCCGGAUUGUCGGUCGUCUGCAAUGGCGAGAUUUACAAUCAUAAAGAGCUUAAGGUCGACUGCCCUUAUACCCUGAAGAAUGGAGGAAGUGACUGCGCUGCCAUCAUUACGUCGUUCCUCAAACACGGUCAAGAUCUCAAGGAAACGUGCGCGUCGCUUGACGGCGUCUUCGCGUUCAUCAUGGCCGACGACAAGAACCUCUACAUCGGCCGCGAUCCCAUCGGCGUUCGGCCGCUCUUCUACGGCCACAACGCCAACGGUUCGUUAGUCAUCGGUUCGGAAGUCAAAUGUAUCGAGGAGAUUUGUGAGCGGGUCGAAUAUUUCCCGCCGGGAUGCUGCGCGACAAUUCCAUUUGAGACGCGCGGAAAAGCCAUUGUAGCGCAAAAAUAUUAUUUGGUGCCGAGUGUCGCCGACAGAUUUUUGCCGGUCGAUAGUGCAAGAACAUUGGUUCGCGAUAUUCUCGUCAAAUCGGUGGAGAAGCGAUUAAUGGGAAAUCGCAAUUUCGGUUUCAUGCUUUCCGGAGGACUCGAUUCAUCGCUAAUCGCCUCGAUUGCCACCAAAUUCCUUAAAGAGAAGCCUAUCGCGUUCUCGGUCGGCUUCGAAGACUCGCCGGAUUUGGAGAAUGCUCGCCGCGUUGCCGAGUACCUCAAAAUUCCGCAUGAGAUUCUCGUCAUCACCCCGCAACAAUGCAUCGACAUCAUUCCCGAGGUCGUGUACGCGCUGGAGACGUUCGACCCGCUCAUCAUCCGCUGCGGCAUCGCGCACUAUCUCUUGUGUCAGCACAUUUCGAAAAGCUCCGACGUCAAAGUGCUACUGUCAGGAGAGGGCGCUGAUGAGCUAUUUGGAAGCUAUGCUUACAUGCAGAAGGCGCCGAACGCCCUUCACCUUCAUAAGGAGAUCCUACGUCGCAUGAGCCAUCUCCAUCAGUACGAUGUGCUCCGCUGCGAUCGUUCCACCUCAUGCCAUGGACUCGAAAUUCGCGUGCCGUUCCUUGACAAGAGAUUUAUUGAUCUUGUCAGUAGACUUCCGCCUACUUAUAAGCUUAUGCCGAUGAAGCUUGAGAAGCAUUUGUUGAGAAGCGCGUUUGAAGGCUGGCUACCAACUGAAGUGCUCUGGAGAAGCAAGGAAGGAUUCGCGGAAGCCUUAGGUCAAACCGAUCUUGGUGAUAUUCUUCUCGAGUAUUGCAAUCGUUUGAUACCCGAGGAUGUGUUCGCGAAUCGCGCCGAACGAUUCCCGGAGAAGACGCCGGAGACCACUGAGGAGUAUUGGUAUCGUCAAUUGUUCGAGGAAGCCUACUCGUAUGAGAAGAUGGGACAUUUGGUGCAUACCAAGGUGUACAGAACCGCUGCUUGGCAUCGAACCGACGAGAAGGAGAACGUCGCCGAUGACGAAGACGAGUUUCACAACAUCAAUCAAGAUCCAGAAUUGAUGAUCCGACGACGAUCAACUGGAUCCGCCGCGACAUUGUCGGCCGGCGUUGCCUAA
Caenorhabditis bovis is the source of this 1674-nucleotide messenger RNA. The record is from the annotation of a GenBank genome assembly. Lineage: Eukaryota; Metazoa; Nematoda; Chromadorea; Rhabditida; Rhabditidae.